Megalops cyprinoides (Indo-Pacific tarpon) is the source of this 3525-nucleotide messenger RNA. RefSeq names its product RNA binding protein fox-1 homolog 2-like. The record is from RefSeq and is a predicted model, not a curated record. Gene Ontology annotation, biological process: nervous system development; regulation of alternative mRNA splicing, via spliceosome. Lineage: Eukaryota; Metazoa; Chordata; Actinopteri; Elopiformes; Megalopidae. Gene Ontology annotation, molecular function: mRNA binding. The coding region runs from base 1510 to 2889 and encodes 459 amino acids. The transcript has 13 exons. Gene Ontology annotation, cellular component: cytoplasm; nucleus.
ACGCCGCCCCACCCGCAAUAUUAUUAGCCUUAUGCCUACAGUCCUUUAUUCGACCCGUAUCACGGCUAAUUGUUGUGCUGUACGGCUUAAAAAGAUACACAGCAAGAUGUAAUCAACGCGAAACAGAGAAAGCAAAUGGGCAAACCAUAGGGAAGAGUGGGACGGCGCAAAAGCCUAUCUUAAGAAAACGGAAAGAGAAAGGAGGUGGACUUUUAACCCAACUAAAUCCUGGGUCAGUAAUAAAUUAUGUUCUGAAAGCAUUUUACUCGGACUAAAAGCACACUAACAAGGCCAAUGCCGGAUGGCACACAUGCAGUGUUGUCAUGGGCUCUCGUAAAACGAACAUAGGCUGAUGUGAUGACGGGCGUUUAUUUUAAAUAUACAUCAAACAGCCAAUGCAGUAAACAGAUUUUGUAUGUGCUUGUCAAGGCUAGAAGAGACGACAGCAGGGAGUACAACCAAGGAGCGAAAUAAGGAAGGGGAGUGGGAGAUUCAUUGGAGGGAGAGGGGGAGGGAGGAAAUCGUUUCCCUGCAAUAGCACACACGCCACAAGAAUACGCCGAACGGAUCGGGAGAGGAAAGGGAACGGGGAAAAGAAAGGAAAUAAAAAAGCGAAGGAUUCUUUGUUUUGGGAGAUCAUCUCUUACCGGAGAAGAGAGGAAUGAUAUCAGCAAGAAUCUGGAAUCAUAUCAUUUUUAUUAUUGUACCACUUUAGGCUAUACGGCGAAAGAGCUGUUAGCGAGCCCGUAUUUUGGAAUAGGAGACAGCAGUCCUUUCGAUUCGGUGUGAUUUCUUGGACGUUUUACAGUUAUGCUUCAGUCUAAUUUAAUGCAAAUACAGGGUCAUUUGUAAAAUAUCAAGACACAAUCUAUGUGUAUUUAUCCCAUUUGUUUCAAAGGACUAGGAGCGUUUAUAUAAAUAAUCGUUACAUUUAAACUGUAAGACCUAGUUGUCCGCAACGACUACAUACAUUGCAAUUAAUGAUUAUUUAUAAUCUUAACGCUGCCACUUUGUCAAGAUACAACUUGUUUUGAUGCAGUCUUGGCGGGUACCGUUUUUCGUUCGAAUACCCACCUGAAUUGUUUUAAGGCCUAACAAACAACAGAGAUAACUGUACGAAAACAGGAUAAUAUCUGCCUUUGGGGGAAAGUGCACAUAACAAAGGACUGUUCCUAUCUCAGUACACAGAUAAACCAAGUUACCAGUGCUCGAUAUGCGUUUUUUCCAACAUUAGAUUGGGAUUGCUUUUUAUCUUGUGUGGCAAGCCGGACAGCCCCUAGAAGGCUGACAGUAAGUGCUCACGCUCGCGUUUGUUGUUACGGUGAUCACGGUAUCGAAAAUUAAAACAUAUGCAAGUGCAAACGAAAAGAAAAUACUGAGAGAUACAUAUUACAGCGAUAGGCAGGCUACCGUGUACAUUAGGCUGCUGGCAAAUAAGGACAAAGUAAACGAAGAAAGGGUGAAGCAAAAUUUACGAGAAAUAGGUUGAGAAAACGAUAGUGCAUUUCAAUGUUAAUGUCGACAGACGUAGCAUCAAUUAUGCUACCUGUAACCCGGGGAUUAAUGGACCGGGAAAGGGACCUGGACCCGAUUAACGGCGUGCACUCGAAUCCGGCCGGUGCUUCGGCGGUGGUCAGGGGCAUCAAACGCGGUGAUCCGGAGCCAGACGCUCAGAAUGCGGCAGCUUUGGCCAACUCUGCUGGGGCGGAGUGCAAACGACCACGGAUAGACGGGUCGGUGGGAGUCGGUGAGAUUGGACAGAACAACGAGCCCCUGACCCCUGGCUACCAUGGUUAUCCACAUCACAGUCAGGGUUCCCAGGAUUCAGCAGGGGCUCAGGAGGUGCUUGUACCCCCACCUUUCUCUGCCUUCCCGCCUCCGCCACCUCCGCCACCGCCGCAGAAUGGGCUGGGGUUGGAUUUUGGAAGCGGUGUGUUUGGUGCAGGGGGACAGGGACCGCCAGAGGCAGGCAGUGGGGCAGAUGGCUCAACAGCUGUUCCCAACAGUUUAAAUGCCCAACAGGCAGAUGGCGCUUCUCAGAUAGAGGGUCAAGGUGUGGCUGGGGCAGGCAGUGGGGCACCAGGAGGCGCAGGAGGGGGUGAAUCCUCCGAGGGCAAAGGGACCCCAAAACGGCUCCACGUCUCAAACAUUCCGUUCCGCUUCCGAGACCCGGACCUUAGGCAGAUGUUUGGGCAAUUUGGAAAAAUACUCGAUGUUGAAAUCAUUUUUAACGAGAGAGGAUCAAAGGGCUUCGGCUUUGUGACAUUUGAGACCAGCGCAGAGGCAGAGAGGGCCAGGGAGAAGCUCCACGGUACUGUGGUGGAAGGGCGCAAGAUCGAGGUGAACAAUGCUACAGCUAGGGUGAUGACCAACAAGAAAAUGGUCAGCCCGUACACCAACGGAGAGGCUCUCAGCUCGCUGCCCUACGCUGGGUGGAAGCUGAGUCCAAUGGUGGGAGCCAUGUAUGGACCAGAACUCUACACAGUCCCAGGGUUUCCGUACCCUACAGCAGCAGCAGCAGCAGCAGCGUCCACUGCUGCGGCGUUCAGGGGGGCUCACCUCAGGGGCCGCGGUCGCCCCGUCUACGGCGCUGUUCGAGCCGCAGUGCCACAGCCUGCAAUCACAGCUUAUCCUGGUGUGGUGUAUCAGGAUGGGUUUUAUGGAGCUGCAGAUCUGUAUGGUGGUUACGCUGCCUAUCGCUAUGCUCAGCCCGCUGCUGUAACCGGGGCGACUGCUGCUGCGGCUGCCGCAGCUGCAUACAGCGACAGUUAUGGCCGAGUGUACACUACGGACCCCUACCACGCUCUGACACCCGCGGCUGCCGCUUACGGUGUGGGAGCCAUGGCAAGUAUAUAUAGGGGUGGAUACAGCAGAUUUGCUCCGUACUAACUGGUCACGCACCUUCUUGGAUUUCCCUUUCCUUGGACCUCGUGUUGCUGCAUUUGCAAUGAACCCCCUCUAUCACCUUGGGAGGGAAAUGCAAAGUGUUAUUGGACUCUGUACAAAGACAAAAUUGCGACGUAACUUCAUAAAACCCACCAAAUUCACACAUGGCCAUAGGAAAGGACAGCAAUGCAACAAUGUAAUUUGGACUGAAAGAAUUUGCUCCACACAACAUUACACAAUAAUAUAACAUUGCAACUAUUCCCUAAACAGUUACAUCUCCACAGUUACAGUUAUGCUCUCCACUGCUACUAAAUUCCACCAACCUGUAAAUGCACCAAGCUUUUUUUUUUUUGACAACUUCAUGCAGUUGCACAUCUCACAGGAAAGUAUAAGGUGUUCCUACAUGUAAAGGCACUUCCCCUAACAUGAGCUACUGAGAAAGCCGAUGGACCCGAGCAACACAGAAACAGCCAGAAACGGCUGCAUGACUGCAUUAACAAAGAGGUGAGAGCAAGCAGGAGAACCACACCAUUUAAGUUACCAGGACAACACAACUGUGUAAAAGGAGUAAUUUUACUAGUUGUUUUUUCCCGCUUUUUUUUUUUUUCCCUUUGGUAAAAACAGCCAUCAACAGCAACA